GCAGUUUGAAGAGGCUUCAGCAGCAAUACAGGAACUCCAGGACAGCAGGCCAGGUAGCAAUGCAAGGCAUGGGUCCCACGCUGAAACUGACAAUACAUGUACUGCUGCUACUACAACUGGGAGGAUUCUACGUUAGCUGUGAAGUUGGUCCUGACUGGUGUUAUGACCUCCCAAGUUGUGGCCCCAAGACAUGGGCAUCUCGUGGUUACUGUAAUGGCAACAAGCAGUCUCCCAUCAACAUCGUUACCAGGAAUACUCUGUCUGAUGCCAGUCUGGGUCCUAUUACUAUUUUAAGAUAUGAAGACCGUAUGAGGCCAAAAUCCCUUACUAACACAGGGCACUACGCCGAGGUUCUAAUGAAAGACGGAGCCACCAUCAGUAGUCCUGGCCUUCCAGCCACGUACGGCCUGAAGUCCUUCCACUUCCACUGGGGGACCUACAGACAACGGGGGUCGGAACAUGCGAUCAAUGGCAUGCGCUACGCCAUGGAGCUCCACAUCGUUCACACUAAAAACAACAUGACCAUGGACGAGGCAAAAAUGGACCCAGAGGGAAUUGCUGUCCUGGCCUUCUUCAUAAAGAAAUCCAGCACAGCUCCUCCCGUCUACGCAUGGAAGACUCUAGCUGACCUUCUGGAGAGGAUUCCAGAGAAAGGCAACUCUGUAGAACUGAAAGGAGAAUUCUCCUUGGGGGCCUUAUUGAGCAGGGCAGAUUUAAGCACCUAUUACCGCUACUGGGGCUCUCUCACCACUCCCGAAUGCAACGAAUCUGUAAUCUGGACUGUCUACCCUGACCCCAUUGAGGUGCAUCACAAAGUGCUGAAAAAAUUCACCAACUCAAUGUAUUUCACCACCAAAAAAGAAAAUAGGCCAAUGCAGAAGAAUUACCGUCCCCUGCAGCCGUUGAACAACCGAGAAGUCCUCCGCUUCACAGAAAUUUAAUCUCCAUGUUAUCGGGAAAUCUGCUUCCACCAAAGUAGUUUUGAGCCAGCAGGCGUAAGUGCACACGCAUGCAUUGUGGGUACAAAAUGGCAACCGAUUCCCUCUGCUUGGAUGAUCUCAGCUAAACAUCAAGUUCCCUCCUUCUCUACCCAAGUACCAGUAAUUUCUAUCUGCUUUUUGUGGAGAGGGUUCCAUCGGGCCCAUGGAAGGUUUGCUCUAGCAUCAACGGUGUCUCCU
Messenger RNA from Elgaria multicarinata webbii, 1178 nucleotides. RefSeq names its product carbonic anhydrase 4-like. The transcript has 10 exons. The record is from RefSeq and is a predicted model, not a curated record. The coding region runs from base 60 to 941 and encodes 293 amino acids. Gene Ontology annotation, molecular function: zinc ion binding; carbonate dehydratase activity. Gene Ontology annotation, biological process: one-carbon metabolic process. Lineage: Eukaryota; Metazoa; Chordata; Lepidosauria; Squamata; Anguidae. Gene Ontology annotation, cellular component: plasma membrane.